AUGUCCGCUCCACAUCUCAAGUCCCCUCCCCACCCCAAAAAGGUAGCGCCCGCCGCCGCUUCUGCUUCUACCUCCAAACGGCGAUCCAAACUCGCCAAAGAAAACGACAUUUCCGCCGAAGAAGAAAGUGAAAUCCAAGAAGCCUUUGCACUCUUCUGCAGCAACAGCAACAGCAAAGACUCUUCCCCCGCGACAAUCCGCACCAUCGAUAUCCGCCGCAGUCUCAUCGCGCUCAACGCAGCACCAGGCAACAAAGACGACUUGCAAGAACUCAUCGACAUUGCAGAUCCCGACGCAGAUGGAGUAGUAGAUUACGAGCAUUUCCUACCUGUAGCGGCGUUGCAGGUGAAUCGGGCGAAAAAUGAAAGAGAUGAAGAGCAGCAGAGUGCCGAGGUGGAGAAGGCUUUUGCGUUAUUUACGAGAGGAGAGGAGAGAGAUAUUACGUUGGGGGAUUUGAAGAGGAUUGCGGCGGAAUUGAGAGAGGAUGUUCCGGAGAGUGUGCUGAGGGAUAUGGUGAGGGAGGCUAAAGGCGGUGGGUUGGGAGGUGUGGGUAAGGAGGAGUUUGAGGGCGUGAUGCGGAGGGCAGGAGUGUUAGGAUGA
Molecule: messenger RNA, 600 nt
Organism: Sphaerulina musiva SO2202
Lineage: Eukaryota; Fungi; Ascomycota; Dothideomycetes; Mycosphaerellales; Mycosphaerellaceae
Product: EF-hand
Exons: 2
Coding region: 1-600 (199 amino acids)
Molecular function (GO): calcium ion binding
Source: RefSeq, a predicted model, not a curated record